Verticillium alfalfae VaMs.102 is the source of this 1137-nucleotide messenger RNA. RefSeq lists its product as hypothetical. The record is from RefSeq and is a predicted model, not a curated record. The transcript has 2 exons. Bases 1 to 1137 code for a protein of 378 amino acids. NCBI's taxonomy places the organism in Eukaryota, Fungi, Ascomycota, Sordariomycetes, Glomerellales, Plectosphaerellaceae.
AUGGCCGACCAGGCAGCCACCCGCAGAGGUCGAGAUGCCCUCAAGCAAGGACUGCUCGUCGUGGCCUAUCUUCUUGGCAUCGUCGCAACCGCCAUUCCCGCGCUCCUGAUCUUUGCAGGAUCGUGGCUUUUCAAUGACGAGAAAGACGCAUCAGGGCCCAUCCGUCUAGCUCUCUCCAAGCUUUCCAUCGCAUCAUUCGACGGCAUCAUCCCCGAUCCGAAUAACAAAGGGACUUACCUCCUGACGAUGCACCUCUUCCCCCGCGCCUUGGGCUGGGAGUACCCUUCCGCCCCGUCCCGCGACCAAACCGCUGGCAUCGUGAACCCGACGCGAGGCACUCUCUACCUGCCUACCGACUUCGUCACCAUCGGCAAGGCCCUCGACCUCGACCCCUCCGCCUGGGGCUGCUUCCCGCCCGUCUGGAACGACCCCUGCGAGAACCCCUUCUUCGCCGCCUUUCGCCGUCAGUUCCCCUACGAAGGCACCCCCGACGCCUGGACCGUCUUCCUGCUGAGCGCCCUCGUGGCCUGCGCCGCCGCCAUCGCCGCCAUCGAGCUCGCCAUCGCCUUCCGCCCGAGCCUCCUGCGCUGCCAGUGCUACUUCAUCGCCCUGAAGAGGGUCUGCCCGUGCCCGCGCGGCACGCGCCACGAGAUUGAGAGGCUCAACGGCGCCUUCUGGGACCGCUACCGUCUGUGGAUGUGGCCCGUCGUGCCUGUCAUGACAGCGCUCACGUGUCUGAAUCUUGCCAUGCGCGGCUGGAUGCUCCUGGCCUGGCUGGACCGGUGGACGGCGCAGGACGACGACGUGGGUGAUGUGCGGCCGCGGUUUGGUGCCGCGUUUGUUGCCCUGUCGUGGACUGCGACGGCGGCUGGGUUGGGUGCCGUGCUGUGCGUCCUCGCGAGGCUGUUGCUUGCGCAGCGCACGAGCUGGAUAGACCAGCAAGGCGCUGCCCCUGGCCUGGAGGACGCCGAGGCCGAGGCCCAUGAGCAGCGCCAUGUCGGAUUGGAAGAACCGGCGGCGAGGACUAGGCUUCCCGACGCACAGCUGAAGGGGUACUCGGAUGCCGAUCCGGAUGCACCUCUCCAGGGUUGUGCCGCUGAGGCUGAACCGUCGAAAGGUCCACCGAGGAAUGCAUGA